UGAUGAAUCUCCCUGGCUUUGCAGCAGCUAGGCUAUAGUGCCCUCCCACUCGUUCCAUACCUCCUGUCCUCGUCCAAUGUGUUCUAUUCACAACUAGGUAUCUCUCCAUCCCUCAGCAAUGAUCUCUCCAGCUAAACUCUGGCUGCAGCCAUCCCGUGCAUAGAGCCUUUCUGGGUCCUCCUGGGCUUUGAGGAUGGGAGAGGAACGUAGAGCUUCCAAGCAGUAUGGUUCUCUAGAAUCCACUAAAUGGCAGCAUCCAGAUACAGCCACAGGAGAAGAUGUCAUCUCGAUGGCCGAUUCUACGACCACUGUGGAUGACAUUGAGGGUGAACUGUUUAAGAUUGAAAGGAUCCGGGAAAUCUUAGUGAGGAGAGAGUCUGAGCUCCGUUACAUGAUGGACGAUUUCCAGUUAUGUCAAGAAAUCACACGGCUGAAAAAAGAUCUUCAACAACUAGUGUCCAAACCGGAAAAGGAAAAAUCAAGUGAGGACCGGCAUCAAGAAGAUGAACUCCUUCAACAAAUGCAUAAACUAGUGGAGAGCAGGAAUUACUUAGUAGAUGAUGCAGAGUUUGAACGGUUGCGGGAAAGAGAAGAAGAUAAGGAGAUGGCCGAAUUCCUGCAGAGCAAAUUGUCCAAAAGUUAUCUGAAAAAAGCAGUCCUCAGAAAAGAAAAGGUACCCGGAAAAACCUCUCGUGCCCAACAAACGUCUGCCCCGUAUGUCACCAAGACAGGACUUACUCUUCUAAAGGAGUGCUGCGGGUUCACUUGCUCCAUCAUGUAAAAACGAUCUCCAAUGGACCAGGGCAGCAGAUCCAGAGAGCUUGCUUCUGGUUGAUCAGUACCUGGACACCACCAUGGGCACUGUACAUGGCGAUGCACCACACGUCAAAUUAUAGGUCGAAGCUACCUAACUGGCAAUGAGCUGAUUCACGGCCUCUUCGUUCUGUUACUAGCUCGCCAAUAAAAAUGUCUGACCAUGUGAUCCAAAUAAAUAAUAUCUAUGAAACAACAUUGGUAUUUUCCCCAAGUUCUUCUAGAAAUAACACAAUUCUUUGUAACACGCUUGUUUUGUUUCGACUCAAGCUCUGUUCACAAACAGCCGUAUUUAAGUAAGUGUGAAAUAUUGGAAAAUUCAAAGUGAAUUUACAACUUGAGGCCAAAGCAGCCGAUCUGCAAACAUAUCUGACUUAGGUCAUUUGUUAUUAUGUCCUUCAAUUUGAAAUUAGGAAAAAUUUUAAUUCCCAAAAAUCCAUUAUUUGGUGUACGUCACUGUUUUCAGAUAACUAAACAAUGCAAUGUCAAUGUGUGUGUUACUUGUGGUCUCCUGCAAAGCACAACUCGCUCUACUAGUGAAAUUACAUAUUUUCAAGCUGCUGGUUUUUGACACUCGGUGAUUUUGAGUGGCUUUUCCCGAAUUGGCAAUGAUCUUGACCAGUGGAAAUCUAAACUAUAAAAAAAAAAAGUACUUUAUAUCAUUGACUCGCUCUGUAGAUAAACUAUUAAUUAUGUUAGCAUAAGGCACAAAUUCAUCAUCAAGUUUGCAUUCAGAGUAGUUGUGGUUGUUGGUCCGGAAAAUAGCGAAAAAUCUCACCGCUUUAAUUUAUCUCAGAGGAGUGAGAUACAUCUUCUCGACACGCUUGCUUAAAUAUCUAUACUAAGCAGCAAAGAACUUUCACAAAGCAUAAUCACAUGGAAAAUCUCUUCCGAUUGUUAAUUUUAAUGUUGAGUAGCUUAGUAGUGUUGUGCUGAAUAAAAUACUUGUUUUAUUUACAA
Pelobates fuscus (common spadefoot toad) is the source of this 1773-nucleotide messenger RNA. Its product is annotated as bMERB domain-containing protein 1-like. The coding region runs from base 194 to 781 and encodes 195 amino acids. Lineage: Eukaryota; Metazoa; Chordata; Amphibia; Anura; Pelobatidae. The transcript has 6 exons. The record is from RefSeq and is a predicted model, not a curated record.